AAAAAAAUAUAAAAUGAUACUACGAAGAGAAUCGCGCUCAUUCAUUAUAUUUGAAAAGUAUGUAUAUCUCGAAAAGUUAACAAAGGAAAUUCUUGUAUCAAAUCCUACAGUAUUCAUAGAUAUUAUAACAAUGGGUUGAGUAGACGUUAUUAAGGAGAUGAGAAUGUGUUUUAAGAACUUGAUUUCUUACAUACAGUUUUCCUAUUUUUUUUCCUCGGGGGAGGGAAGUUGGUUAUAGAGUCACUCAUCAUUCACAAAGGAUGAAAGCUUUCUAAUGAGACUUUAAAUCAUAUAUAAAUUUUCAGCACGCAUAUAGAAACGGUUUAUUACUGAAGCUAAUUACAGUAAGUCAAUUUACAGGAUAUGUUGUGUAACUACAAAUUGCUCAAGAAGGCAUGAGGAUUGGUAUUUGCAAGUGAAAAGUGGUAUGAAUUCUGGUUUAUGAAAAGUAUUAUUUUUUUUAAAAAUUGGGACUUUGAUCUUAUAUACCUUUCAGCAGACGAUUUUGCUGUUAAGCAAACCUCAGAUGUCACCAGUAAGUAACCUUCAUGCCGAUACACAACAUUGAAUUCUACUUUUGGAUAAGAGUUAUUCUCUGAAAAGUUCAUUCUUUUAAAAGGAGCGAAAAUAAAAGCCGAAAAUCGUUUGGUGAUGAUUUUUUAGCAUAAAAUCAUAUGGACCUCUAGCAACUACCUUUUCUAUCUAGAUUCCAAUUCCCUACUGUUGUAUCCACCCAAGCAGAUACCUCGUAGAGUUCAUUUGAAAAUAGAAAAGGAUUUUUGAAUAAAAGCAACAAAUGAGGAAUAGUUGAUUGGUAACGGUUUGGAUACAUGGAAACUUGAUUCUUGACUACUUGAUUAAUGUCCAACACGUACUUUGCUUUGCAAACAGAAGAAAAACUCAAACAAAACUUGGUUUAUAAACCGCUUCCUACUUGGAAACGAUACGAUUGCGUCAAUAUAAACUAUACGUAUCCCAGCUUUCAAUCCUCAAAAGGUUUAAAUUUUUUCCAAGCGCAGAAAUGGUCACCCGGCGGUAGAAGUGUACUAGCAUUAACAGAAAAUCAAAAACUGACGAAUUGGCCAGUUACUUCAAGGGACCCUGAUACGGAUGACCAGGCUUUUAUAUUUGACAAUGAUAAGAAAAAGACUAUAACUCCUUCGGAAUGCGUAUAUAGUUUCGCAUGGCAUCCUUUUCAGAAUAACGACGAGCAAGAUUCUGAUUUGUUUGUAUAUUCCACAAAAGACUAUCCUAUACAACUCUACAGUCUUGCAAAGCAACAAAGGAUAUCCUCAUUUUACAUAGUUGACCAUCGUGAAAAGUUUACUGGCUCACAUUGUAUGGUAUUCACCACCGAUGGUGAAUAUUUGGUAGCUGGUGGAACAGACAAUGUGUACUUAUUCAAUGUUCGUCAAGGACAGAAGUCUCCUGUCUCUAAAACUACAACCAAUGGACAUGGUUUUUCGACCUUGGAACCUACGCUUGAAGGAGUUCAGUCAAGCAUAUGCCUUAAUCCUCAAAAUCCUCGGAUGCUGGCCUUGGGGACUUUUAAUAAUACUGUUGGCAUUUAUGACAACUAUGGGAGCAGACCAUGUCAACUCAAAUUUUCAUUGGCGACUGGUACCGGAGUUACACAUAUGAAAUGGUCGCCGGAUGGCUGUAAGUUGUAUGUGGGCAGUCGAAAAAGUACAAGCAUUGAAGUUUGGGACACACGUUACGCGCAGGAUAUGCUAUAUGAAAUUAAAGAUCACGGUGGUGACACCAACCAAAGGAUAUCAUUUGAUACUUUUGGGUAUGAAGGACUCAUAAGUGGCGGAACGGACGGCUAUGUCUCAAUUUGGCAGGGAAAUGAACUCGUUGAGAAAGUAAACGUAACAGAUCAAAGAAACAUAACAGUGGCAGCCAUUGAAAAGAAUCCUUGUGAUUCUUCUUUAAUUACUCUUUGUUAUGGCAGAAGAUUUGAUUAUAUGGAUGAUGAAGACGGAUUUUCUUCAAUGGAAUAUUGGAAUGCUCCAUUUUCUUCUCUUCAACUCUGGAAGAUGAACAAUGCAGUUCCAUAAAAGGCAAUUGAGAUCAUUAUAUCUUUUCAAAAAUUAUUUACACAAUGAAGAUCCUGAAACGAUUACUCAUAUUUACCAUUUAUCUAGAAAUUGGAUAGAUAAACUGAAAGUUUCAUCCUGCAAAAUAUUUUCGCCUAAAAUGAAUAGAGGAUCAAAAUCUAUUCGUUGAAGCAAAUACAGCUUUUGAACAACACCAAGUGAAACUCUUAGAGCUAUAGAAUGUUUAGUUUUGAAACUUCAGUCAACUACCUAUGUAUAUAUAUUGUGAAUGUCACUUUUAAUAGAUUUUAUGGUAUAUGUACAACGGACAAACUAACCAAAUUUGU
Schizosaccharomyces octosporus yFS286 is the source of this 2386-nucleotide messenger RNA. RefSeq names its product heterotrimeric G protein beta subunit Gnr1. The transcript has a single exon. The record is from RefSeq and is a predicted model, not a curated record. Bases 861 to 2060 code for a protein of 399 amino acids. Gene Ontology annotation, molecular function: protein binding. Lineage: Eukaryota; Fungi; Ascomycota; Schizosaccharomycetes; Schizosaccharomycetales; Schizosaccharomycetaceae.